CUGCUAUGCCUGAGUUGGAAGAUGGGGAAGAAGAGCCGAGUAAAAACUCAGAAGUCAGGUACAGGAGCCACAGCGACAGUAUCUCCAAAGGAAAUGUUGAAUCUAAUUAGUGAGUUAUUGCAAAAAUGCAGCAGUCCUACCCCGGGUCCUGGUAAGGAAUGGGAAGAAUAUGUACAGAUUCGUUCACUUGUUGAGAAAAUUCGCAAAAAGCAAAAAGGUUUGUCUGUUGUCUUUGAUGGAAAAAGAGAUGACUAUUUCCCUGAAUUGAUAAAGUGGGCAACUGAAAAUGGAGCAUCCACAGAGGGUUUUGAAAUAGCUAACUUUGAAGAGGAGGGGUUUGGAUUGAAAGCAACAAGAGAGAUAAAGGCUGAAGAGUUGUUUCUGUGGGUUCCUAGAAAAUUGUUGAUGACAGUUGAGUCAGCUAAAAAUUCAGUAUUAGGAUCCCUGUAUUCUCAAGAUCGAAUUCUUCAAGCCAUGGGCAAUAUAACACUGGCAUUCCAUCUUCUUUGUGAGCGAGCCAACCCCAGCUCUUUCUGGCUGCCCUACAUCCAGACACUCCCCAGUGAAUAUGACACUCCUCUCUAUUUUGAAGAAGAUGAAGUGCAGUAUCUUCAGUCAACUCAGGCCAUACAUGAUGUUUUUAGCCAAUAUAAAAAUACAGCUCGACAGUAUGCCUAUUUCUACAAAGUUAUUCAGACCCAUCCUAAUGCCAGCAAACUGCCCUUAAAGGAUUCUUUCACUUAUGACGACUACAGAUGGGCGGUUUCCUCUGUUAUGACACGGCAGAACCAGAUUCCAACAGAAGAUGGUUCCAGAGUUACAUUGGCUCUAAUACCUUUAUGGGACAUGUGUAAUCAUACUAAUGGACUGAUCACUACAGGCUACAAUUUAGAAGAUGACCGCUGUGAAUGUGUAGCACUUCAAGAUUUCAAGGCGGGAGAACAGAUUUACAUUUUUUAUGGCACUCGGUCAAACGCUGAAUUUGUGAUCCACAGUGGUUUUUUCUUUGAUAAUAAUUCACAUGACAGAGUGAAAAUAAAGCUUGGCGUGAGUAAAAGUGACAGGCUGUAUGCUAUGAAGGCAGAGGUCUUAGCUCGUGCUGGUAUCCCAACUUCUAGUGUUUUUGCCUUGCACUCCACUGAGCCUCCAAUCUCUGCCCAGCUUUUGGCUUUCCUUCGAGUGUUUUGUAUGAGUGAAGAAGAGCUGAAGGAACACUUGAUAGGCGAGCAUGCCAUUGACAAAAUCUUCACUCUGGGGAACUCCGAGUUUCCCGUUAGCUGGGACAAUGAAGUUAAACUUUGGACAUUCCUAGAAGCCAGAGCAUCCCUUCUUUUGAAAACUUAUAAAACAACUGUAGAGGAUGAUAAGUCCUUCUUGGAGACCCGUGACCUUACUUCACAUGCGAUAAUGGCUAUCAAAUUACGCUUAGGUGAAAAAGAGAUCUUGGAGAAGGCAGUAAAGAGUGCAGCUGCUAGCCGAGAGUAUUAUACCAAACAAAUGGCAGAUGGAGCUCCGCUUCCUAAAUAUGAAGAGAGCAAUAUUGCCUUGUUGGAGAACACUGUGGCAGACUCUAGACUCCCUAUUGUCUUGAGAAACCUAGAAGAUGUGGAAGAGCAAGGGGACUUAAAGAUUGAUGAAGCUAUUGAUGCUGAAGUCACAGAGAAUGGGUUUGUAAAUGGUGAAAACUCUCUAUUUAAUGGGACCAAAUCAGAAAGUGAAAAUCUAAAUAAAGAGAAAAGCGACAGAGAGACUGAAGAUGCCAAAGAAUCUUCUUCAGAAAGUACUGAUGAGGUUAAAGAAUAGUCCUAAAAUUUUACUUUCUUGUGAAAUUAAAUUAGCUGAAGUUUAUGAACAGUGCAUUUAUGUUGGCGUGUUUCUUUGUUAACAUUUCUCUUUCUGAAGAGAAAAAUGUUUUUGCUGCUUUAUAUAAAAAAGAAUUUUUAAGUUAUUUAAAAGAUUUAGCAUCCCUUUUCAAUUAAGAUUGCCAUCUUGCUUUCAGGCAAAAACUGGGGAAAGAGGUGCCUUUGGAAGAUUUUGCAGCCCUUUGUUGAACCAAAUGUAUUUUCUUCCUGGGGAAGAAUUAAGCUCUUCUAUCUGCUGUGCUUUUGUUGUUCUGUCACUCUGACUACCGAAAUUAAAAGCUUGCUCUGCCUCCUGCCAAGAAAAGCAGAAGGCAGGACUGACUCGGUAUUCAGCAUGAAGGUGGGAGAGCAGUACAGCAGAAAACUGGAUAAGAGGAUCAGAAACUUGGGAGACUGGAGGAAAACCUGUUUAAAAUCAGGUGUGCCAGUCCAGAAAAGGUAAGGUGGCAACCUUAUGAUUGGUAGUUUUAAACGUUGAUGAGAAUCCAAAUUGUAUACACUUAAAGUGAUCUCUGAAGAUUUCAGUUUACUUUGUCUUUUGUUUACUGUAUAAAAAUAUCUCAUCUUUCUUCUUCAGUCAGAGUUAGGCUGCUACAAUACCACAUUCACCAACUUUUAAAAGCUGACUUCGUUUUAUUUCCAGGCGGUACCUUUUAUUUAGAAGAUUGGCAGUGCUACUGGAGAGUUUGAAAGCAGAUAGGCCAAGCCACAGCUUUAAACUGUACUGUUCAAAGUGAGGUCGCUUCCCAGCUUCUUCAGGUUUUCACAACUAGCUAGAGAUUUUCAAAGCUACACUUUUGACUAAACCAUUAUUAAAAGGAAAUAUGAUUAAUA
Molecule: messenger RNA, 2696 nt
Organism: Nipponia nippon (crested ibis)
Lineage: Eukaryota; Metazoa; Chordata; Aves; Pelecaniformes; Threskiornithidae
Source: RefSeq, a predicted model, not a curated record